Messenger RNA from Polychytrium aggregatum, 2111 nucleotides. RefSeq names its product putative cell division cycle protein 23. The transcript has 11 exons. NCBI's taxonomy places the organism in Eukaryota, Fungi, Chytridiomycota, Chytridiomycetes, Polychytriales. Gene Ontology annotation, cellular component: anaphase-promoting complex. The record is from RefSeq and is a predicted model, not a curated record. Gene Ontology annotation, molecular function: protein binding. Bases 126 to 1727 code for a protein of 533 amino acids. Gene Ontology annotation, biological process: cell division.
AUCUUGGAUCCUGAUCUGCCCGACCAUCGAUCCGGCUCGCCUCCUCCUGCUCCCUCUGUCCGCGGGCCAACCACGAUAGUCACCACCACCGCAAGCGCUGCUGAAACAGCAACCACGACAGCGCAAUGAGCAGAAUAAACGCACCCGACUCACGCACAAAUCUGCCCCGUGCCGAUGGCGAUGGCGAUGGCGAUGGCGAGCGGCUGCGUCGAUGGAUCCAAAAGGCGAUCAUCCAAUGCUCGGACCGCGGCCUGUUUCGAUCGGCCAAGUGGCUUGCUGAACAGCUUGUCGCUUUCUCGGCCGACCAGCCCAUCGCCCCCAUCCACCUGUCAAUGCUAGAGCAAUCCUUGGGUAGCCAGCCGCAGCUCGAUCUCGACUCGACGCAUCCAUGUUUCUCAGAAUACCUGCUCGCCAGGACAUACUUUGACCUGCGAGAGUUUGAUCGGUGCAGCCAUGUCCUGCAGUCGUGCCAGGGCAAAGCCGGCGGCCCAGAGCAUCCAAAGAUGCUGUUUCUGAGACUGUACUCGCAACUGCUGGGAGGCGAGAAGCGCAAAGAAGAAGAGGGCCUGGCGAUCGCAGGUCCCCUCGAGAGCCAGCAGCCCAACCGCGAGCUCGGCAGCAUUUACGAUGAGCUCCUGCCGAUGUAUGAAGCAGACGAACUCGACGGAUUCCUGCUGUACCUUUUUGGAGUGGUUUGCAGCAAGCAAAACGCGAAGGAUUUGGCGAGAACGGCUCUCAUCCGGUCGGUCCAGCGAUAUCCGCUCAACUGGAGCGCCUGGCUCGAGCUGACAUCGGUGGUGGAUUCGGUAUCACUGCUGGAUGAGCUUCAGACGCAACUUCCAUCGCUGAACCACUUUACGACAACCGCGUUUCUGCUGAACCUGUCGAUCGAGCUCAACCUGCUGGACGACAAAGCCGACGAGCGCAUCGGGGUCCUGACGAAGCUCUUUCCCGAGAGCCUUCCGAACCAGGCGGCCAAGGCCAUGUUGCUGUACAAUAGCCAAGACUUUGAGCGCGCUGAGGUAGCAUUCGAGAAGCUGCGAAAGGCCGACCCGCACUCGGUCGAGUUUAUGGACACCUACUCGCACGUCCUCUUUGUGAUGAAGAAGCGUGCCCAGCUGAGUUAUUUGGCCCACAAUGCUGUCGGCAUUGACAAGUACAAGGCAGAGACCUGCUGCAUCAUUGCCAACUACUACAGCCUACGCGACGAGCACGAGCGGGCAGUGCUCUACUGUAAGCGAGCGCUGAAACUGAAUCGGAACUACAUCCAAGCCUUCAUUCUCAUGGGCCAUGAAAUGGUCGAACUGAAGCUGCUCCAGGCGGCAAUCGAAGCAUACCGACGCGCGAUAGACAUCAACGAGCGGGAGUAUCGAGCAUGGUAUGGGCUGGGUCAGGCAUACGAAAUGCUGCGGAUGCCCUCGUAUGCGAUCUAUUACUACACCAAGGCCGUGACGAUUCGACCCGAAGAUGGCCGCUUCUGGGUGGCUCUGGGCAAGUGCUAUGAGGAGAGCGAUCGGCACGACGACGCCGUUCGAUGCUACAAGCGAUCGCUGGCGGGAAUCGACAUGGAUCCUGGCGUGCUGGUUCGCCUGGCGCAGUACAGUCUGUCGGCCGGGGACGUGGCGGCGGCGGCACGAUACUACAAAUCAGCCGUCGAAAACGACAAGACAAAGCCAGAGGAUCUGGACGAGGCAGAGCAGUUCCUGAGCCAGCACCGGCAAAAGUAAUGCGGCGAACACGAUUCGAUCGGAGGGAAGCACCAUCGCCCUCGCCCCCUCCACUCCACUGCACUCCACUGCACCCUCUCCAGCGAGCUCGCAUCGGACGAGGCGGGGAGGAAGCAUCUACUGUUCUGCUCGGGGUCUGGGCCGGACCCUCAACCACAGCAAUCCACCAGACCUGUCCUGCCGACGCGAUCAGCACGGGUAUGGCGGGAUGAAGGAGGGGGGAAGAGAGGAAAGAAGAAGCCCCGAUCCAGUUUGGGUGAACACGGCGAACAAAGCCCGAAGGAGCAGAGGACGGAAACCUGAGUCAUGGGACGAAGCCCUCAGGGUCACGCGCGGCUCUGGGCAGACCGCCAGCCAGAGCGAGGGGCCGAAGAAGCAAGAUGC